AUGAGUAAGGAAGCUCGAGAGGGCAUCUGCCCUCACAUUACCAAGCUCCUUCGACAAGGAGUCUUAGUGCCUUGCCAGUCAGCCUGGAACUCUCCCUUGCUCCCUGUAAAGAAACCUGGAACUAAUGACUAUCGCCCUGUUCAGGACCUAAGGGAAAUAAAUGCUCAGGUGAAGAUAAUACAUCCUAUUUUGACUCUUUUGCAAUAUGUGGAUGACCUCCUACUGGCUGCUGAGACCCAGCAGGAAUGUCUCCAUGGGACUAAGGCCCUGUUAAGGGCUCUGGCUACCCUGGGAUAUCGAGCCUCUGCCAAAAAGGAUCAACUCUGCCAGUUAGAAGUGACAUUUCUAGGCUAUAAGUUCAAGGAGGGUAAACGGUGGCUCACGGACACAAGGAAAAAGACUGAUACUCAAAUACCACCUCCUCAGACUAGAAGGUAACUAAGGGAAUUCCUAGGGAUGGCAGGCUUCUGUCGCUUAUGGAUACCUGGCUUUGUAUCCUUAGCUGAUCGGCUUUAUCCCCUUACCAAAAAUGAGGCCCCCUAUGAAUGGGGGAAGGAACAAGAGGCUUUUGAUGGAAUAAAACGGGCACUGCUUUCAGCCCCUGCCUUGGCCUUACCAGAUGUAGAAAAACCCUUCACCCUAUACCUGGAUGAAAGACACGGGGUGGCAAAAGGAGUGUAAACCCAAUCCCUGGACCCCUGGAAGCGCCCUAUAGCCUAUCUAUCCAAAAGGCUGGAUCCUGUUGCGGGCGGAUGGCCAAACUGCCUAAAAAUCAUAGCCGCCACAGCUUUACUUGUCAAGGAUGCUGACAAACUGACUCUGGGGCAGAAAAUCACUCUUACUGCCCCUUACACUUUGGAAAGUGUGAUCUGGCAACCCCCAGACCACUGGCUCUCCAAUGCUCAUAUAAUCCACUAUCAGAGCCUCCUGUUAGACAAAGACCACAUCUCUUUUGGCAAUCCUGUGCUCCUUAAUCCCGCCACCCUCCUGCCAGAGGAGACGGAUGACCCAAUAAUCCAUUCCUUCCAAGAUAUCCUGGCUGAAGAAACAGGCAUGAGGCCAGACCUCAAGGACAGACCCCUGCCCCAUGCUGAUGUAACUUUGUUCACGGACGGGAACAGCUUCCUACAACAAGGGGAGCAAUGGGCAGGGGCGACAAUAGUUGGGCCUCAAACUGUGGUUUGGUCAGCACCCUUAAGUCAUGGAACUUCUGCUCAGAAUGUAGAACCUAUUGCUCUAACCCAAGCCUUGCACCUGGCGACAGGCCAACGGGCAAAUAUGUACACAGACAGCCUAUGCCUUUGCCACUUUCAUGUACAUGGUGCCAUCUACUGGCAGCGGGGACCUCUCACCUCCGCUGGGAAAGAAAUCAAGAACAAACGGGAGAUUAUAGAUCUCCUUGAGGUUAUCCACCUCCCAAAGGAGAUAGCCAUCAUACACUGCCCUGGACAUCAAAAAGGUGAAGACUCAGUUGCCCAGGGCAACCGUCGCGCAGACGAAGAAGCAAGAGCGGAAGAAGUCACUGAGCUGGAGACCCCAGAAGAAAAGGUAAAUGAAUUUUUACUUUUCACCCACCGCCUCACCCAUCUAGGUACCAGAGUGCUUCUGGAAUUAUUAAAGGACCAAAAUCUACCGUCCCUACCUCCGGGUAGGGUGAAGGAACUGGCUCAAGACAUUGCUUCCUCCUGUGAAGCCUGCACAGUGACAAACGUGCAACGAGCAGACGGCUCCCCCGGAACCAAGGACCGGGGAAACCGGCCUGGAAUCAUCUGGGAAAUAGACUUUACCAAGGUAACACCAGCAACAUAUGGAAAUAAGCAUCUGCUAGUCUUUAUAGACACUUUUUCAGGAUGGGUCAAGGCCUUCCCCACUAAGAAGGAGACAGCCAUGGUUGUGGCCAAGAAAAUCCUAGAAGAGAUCUUUCCCCGAUUUGGGCUGCCUAAGGUAAUAGGAUCUAAUAAUGGACCUGCAUUUGUGGCCCAGGUUAGUCAGGGAUUGGCCAGGGUCUUGGGGUUUAAUUGGAAAUUACAUUGUGCAUAUAGACCCCAGAACUCAGGACAGGGUAUGAAUAGAACUAUAAAAGAUACCUUAACCAAAUUAGCCAUAGAGACUGGCUUAAGAGAUUGGACCAUGCUCCUUCCUUAUGCCCUCUUCCGUGCACGCAAUACCCCUUCCCCCUCUAGGAGAAACCUAACCCCAUUUGAAAUCCUCUAUGGGGGACCCCCUCCUUUAAAACACAUGACUGAACAUGGAUAUGGGACAUCUGUUACUUCCUCCGCCAUGCUGAUACCCAGACUUAAGGCUCUGGAGGCCAUCCAGAAAUAUAUCUGGAAGGGCCUAUCAGAGGCCUACCGACCGCGUACUGUUACUCCUCACUCUUAUUCUGUAGGUGAUUGGGUCUACGUCCGCUGACACCAGGUACGCAACCUUGAGCCUCAAUGGAAGGGACCCUACUUGAUCCUGCUGACCACGCCAACUGCUGUCAAGGUCGACGGCAUCGGGGCCUGUAUCCAUGCUAGUGGGACCCAUACUUAUUCUCCUCCUGCUUUUGACUAUAGGACCCUGUAUUUUAAAUAA
Messenger RNA from Mustela lutreola (European mink), 2577 nucleotides. RefSeq lists its product as uncharacterized. Gene Ontology annotation, molecular function: RNA-DNA hybrid ribonuclease activity; nucleic acid binding. The record is from RefSeq and is a predicted model, not a curated record. Lineage: Eukaryota; Metazoa; Chordata; Mammalia; Carnivora; Mustelidae. Gene Ontology annotation, biological process: DNA integration.